Penicillium roqueforti is the source of this 1170-nucleotide messenger RNA. RefSeq names its product glutathione-independent formaldehyde dehydrogenase. NCBI's taxonomy places the organism in Eukaryota, Fungi, Ascomycota, Eurotiomycetes, Eurotiales, Aspergillaceae. Bases 1 to 1170 code for a protein of 389 amino acids. The record is from RefSeq and is a predicted model, not a curated record. The transcript is spliced from 10 exons. Gene Ontology annotation, molecular function: zinc ion binding; oxidoreductase activity.
AUGCCAGUGACUACUAUGAAGGCAUUGAACUACGUCGGGCCUUACGACGUCCAAGUCCAAGAUGUUGAAAAGCCAAGACUGGAACAUCCAGAUGACAUCAUUGUCAAAAUUACGUCUGCGGCAAUUUGCGGCUCAGAUCUGCAUAUGUAUGAGGGCAGAACUGCUGCCAAACCAGGAAUCACAUUCGGCCACGAGAACAUGGGAAUCGUGCAGGAGUUGGGCUCAGGAGUAACGCUUCUGAAGAAAGGGGAUCGUGUCGUCAUGCCUUUCAACGUUGCCGAUGGACGGUGUCGCAAUUGCGAGGAAGGAAAAACAGCCUUUUGUACUGGAGUCAAUCCCGGGUUCGCCGGGGGCGCAUACGGAUACGUUGCAAUGGGCCCUUAUCGUGGAGGUCAAGCGCAGUAUCUUCGUGUCCCUUUCGCGGACUUCAAUGCCCUUCUGUUACCCCCGGGUAAAGAACACGAAGCAGAUUUCAUACUACUUGCAGAUAUCUUCCCUACCGGCUGGCACGGAGUCGAAAUUUCUGGAUUUGUACCAGGCGAAAGCAUUGUUAUUUUCGGUGCAGGGCCCGUUGGGUUGAUGGCCGCUUAUUCGGCAGUCUUGCGAGGGGCGUCUCAAGUCUAUGUUGUAGAUCGCGUGGAAGAGCGUCUUCAGGUCGCCCAAAGUAUAGGCUGUAUCCCUAUCGAUUUUACCAAGGGAGAUGCAGUUGAUCAGAUUACCAGUCAUAAUAAUGGUAUGGUCGACCGGUCAGUCGAUGCAGUUGGGUACCAGGCUGUCGACUCCAAUGGAUCCUCCGAAAAAGCAAAUAUUGUCCUCGAGAACAUGAUACGUGUCACACGAGCCUGUGGAGGAAUGGGUGUUCCUGGGCUCUAUGUCCCAAGCGAUCCAGGAUCAUCUGACGCCAAUUCCACAAAUGGUAUAAUCAGCCUUAGUUUUGGCAAGCUAUUUGAAAAGGGUUUGUCUCUCAGAACAGGCCAGUGUAACGUCAAGGCCUAUAAUCGGUAUUUGCGAGACAUCAUAAUUACCGGCAAGGCCAAGCCCAGCUUCGUCAUCUCGCAUGAAAUCGAUUUCGCUGAUGCGGCGAUGGCUUAUGAAAAAUUCGACAAGAAGGAAAGCGGAUACACUAAAGUCCUCAUUCACCCUAAUGGGGGUUUUGAUGAUCACCGGUAA